Molecule: messenger RNA, 1443 nt
Organism: Syngnathus acus (greater pipefish)
Lineage: Eukaryota; Metazoa; Chordata; Actinopteri; Syngnathiformes; Syngnathidae
Gene: prok2
Product: prokineticin 2
Exons: 3
Coding region: 784-1107 (107 amino acids)
Source: RefSeq, a predicted model, not a curated record
GUGUCAGAAAAUGUUAUGGCAGUAUCUCAUUUUAUUUUUUAGUACAAGAAUAGACUUUUUGGAAUGAAAACUGAUUUGGUCUUAAGGGCCAAUACAGUCGUCCUACUCAAAAUGUAUAUAUGUCAACUGACUGGUGGGGUGAGGGGUGAAUAGGGAAAGAGAAAGAGAGACUGCAUUAGCUGUGACCUUGUACACUGCUUGUGAUGGAAGACAUUGUGACAUGUUGCCUGAAAAUACACAAAACCUUGCUGGUAUUGGCAGCGUGGGUAGUUUAAUGCAAUUUUUUGUCAAUUUGAUGAUUGUAAAUAUUGAUUCAUUCCUCCUUUGUUCAACCCAAACAUGAAGGAAUGGGCCUCUAGGUAUUUGGAGAGCCGCAUUCCUCUCUGAACCACCGGCAAAAAAGCAGCCGACAUUCAUUGAUUGAAAAUGAAGGUACGCUCGUUGGGAAUGCGCUUCAAGUGGAUGUGAAAGGAUGCCAUGAAAGCUUCGGCCUUGGAAUGUGAAAAGGUAACUCUGAAUGAGAAGAAAAGAAAUAUCAGGUGGAUCAAGAGUUGAUGCUGCAGAAGCUCAAGAGGGAAAAAGACAUGAAGUCAUUGUUUUUAUAUAUUUAUUUAUUUUGCUAUGCUGAUGUGAGUGAGUCACAAUGAUUCUGAAUGGCUGGUCGGGUUUAUAAGGGUGGCUUCUCUCCCUCACCAGUCACACAUGCACGUGGGGCAAAGUCUGACUUGUCCUGUCAGCUUGAUUGAGUUGCUACCUUGAAGGGCACUGAGACGCCUCUUCAUCAUGAAAUCUUCCUUUCUACUGCUCUUCUUCCUGCUCUGGGUGUCUCUCGGGUCUUCGGCCGUCAUCACAGGGGCAUGUGAGAAGGACUCCAAGUGUGGAGGAUUAAUGUGCUGCGCUGUGAGUUUGUGGUUUCGCAGCCUGCGAAUGUGUACGCUGAUGGGAACGGAAGGAGAUGACUGUCACCCCAUGAGCCACGAUGUUCCUUUCAUUGGCAAAAGACUUCAUCACACUUGCCCGUGUCUACCCAACCUGUCGUGCAUCACUCUGGACAAGGGACAAUCCAAAUGUCUCCCGUCAUAUGAAAGAGAUCAGGACUACAUCUGACGGGCAAUGAUUGCAAAUGAUUUGCCGCUGUUCAUGUAUUCCUUCAAAUAUCAAUAACAAUGAGCGAUGUAUAUUUGAUACGGCGGCAAUGGUGACCAUGUCUACCUCACACUUCUGAGGUUGAGGGUUCAAUUCUCCACUCCGGCUGAAUAUCCAUGUUUUGUUCUUGUGUUUCAUAUCAAGGAUUAGAAAGUAUGUUGUGAUUUAGCCUUGAUUUACAUGGCAGAUGCAAGUACGUAAUUCCAAAUUAUUCCCUUUGACUGAUUUUAUUUAUUUUGUCCAUUUGCAUGAACAAGAGGCACAUUUCCAAUACGAGUUAAUAAAAAUGCUUGAAAU